CUGUACCUGCUGUAUUCCAGUUCCGAAUGUACGUCAACCCCCUUGCGUCACUCCGGACUGUCACUCGGCUGUUCUUGACUGUCUACUGGGUCAUACGCGUGUAUGAGUCAGAGAGGCACAUGUUGUUUCUCCGACGUAUGCGCAUAAAAGCCGGGAAGGAGCAGCGCUUUCCGUGUUUGCCGGACUCGGAUACUGCCGCGAAGACGAUAAAUACACCUGCUUCAACGUUCCGAAACAUCGAGUUUUCCACUACGCAAGUGAAUCAUUCGCCUGUACUUCCUAUUGAUUUCUCCAGCUCCAUAUCCGACUAUGUUUCCCGGCGCGUUACUUGCUCUUCUUGCCGGCCUUGCGGCUGCCAAUCCCAUCCCUCGUACCGCAUGCACGUACACAGCGAUCGAGCCUAUUUUCUAUGGAUCGUCUGAGGUUGUCGAAGUUGGUCUUCGUCUGUUCGACGCUGGCGAUGACUCAUCCGUGUGCACGCCGCUGAGCGACCUGAUCACUGGGCCGGUGUAUCUCUACCGUCCGGGUGACCCCUCAUUCGAACCACUCAAAGUUGGUUACUGGAACGGCCUGAAUUCCUCCGAUCCUGCCAACACGAUCUUCGCACCUGAUGUGAACCCGAAAGGUUAUGGCUACCAAGUCAAGAUCGUACCCGAUUCCCACUCACCAACACACGAAGUCGUUACAAGUGGCACCUUCCCUAUCGUCUCCCAGGACUGGUUCGACCAGAGCUACGAUUCGGUUUGGAUUCUCACACCAGACCCAGUGGACGAUAACACGAAGUGGGAUGCGAAGGGUCAACAACUGCUGGUUUGGCAAUACACCAAGUUCGACACCUUUGAUGUCCUCCUCUACAAGUCGACCGACGUGACGUGGGGACCUCUUACACUUGCCCAUGUUACGAAUGCCGAGCCACUCCAGGGCCAGUCUGAGUACACGGUAUCCGAGUUUUACUUCGAGUACCCGGGCAAGCUGCCUGAAGGGUCGGACUUCAUUGUCGUCCUCCAGACGUCCGCGCAGAACAAAUCGGAGGUGAUCGCCCUCACAGGUUUGAUCCAAAUUGUGGACUACCCAGUCACCACGAACACAUACGCAUAUACGUACACACCCGUCAGGACAAUCACGGGCGAGGCCACUCCUGGUUAAAGGACUUCCCAAUGCGAUGUCUUUCCACAUGGGGAAAGUAUUUGCGGACUUCUUCGUUUUGGAUCAUACGGCCUAGACAUAC
This is a messenger RNA of Dacryopinax primogenitus, 1228 nucleotides long. RefSeq lists its product as uncharacterized. The transcript is spliced from 3 exons. The record is from RefSeq and is a predicted model, not a curated record. NCBI's taxonomy places the organism in Eukaryota, Fungi, Basidiomycota, Dacrymycetes, Dacrymycetales, Dacrymycetaceae. Bases 310 to 1146 code for a protein of 278 amino acids.